This is a messenger RNA of Moneuplotes crassus, 659 nucleotides long. Lineage: Eukaryota; Ciliophora; Spirotrichea; Euplotida; Euplotidae. The record is from the annotation of a GenBank genome assembly.
UCUGAAAUGAAUCAUUUAUUACAAGGCUCAGAACUUUCUGAGUAGUUCUUGACCCAACCGAAGUCUCAUAUAUUGCUUAAUGAAACUAUUCUUGCUACAAAUAAUACUAGGAAAGACAGAGAUAGCCCUUUAGAUGUAUUUAUUAAUAGCAAGAAGAGAAAGCUGAUCAGUGCUUCUACUGCAAGCAUACAGUGAGCAAAGUUUAGCGAGUCCAAAGAUCUGUUACAAUUGAUUCCAUUUGACAAAAAUAAGCGGAGGACGUGGAAAUGAAAUACUAGCUUACUGAGGAAUGUGAGAACAUUAAUUCCUCUAAUCCCUCUAUACAACUUUGAGUAUUCUUAAGUAUACAAAAAGCUAUUACUGAAAAUAUAAAAUCCUGAUUUUAAUCAAAUAGCGAGAUGUAAGAGUCCUUUAAUAUUAAAUUUAAAAUUCCCUUUUUAGAGAAAUAAAUACAAGCCCCAAUGACACCAAUUGUGCUGAACACAACUACUGCUUUGAAAAGACUGAUUAGUCUGGCGGCUUUCCUUUCCUAUGAUGCGAUCUGUCUUACUUGGUCUCAAUACCUAGCUGAGGACACAUUCCUGCCAAGUACUAUGCUGCUGAGGAUUAUAGUUUGCAUCAUCUGGGAUAAGAUCCACAUUAGCGUGCAUUUUAAAUAG